Paramormyrops kingsleyae is the source of this 2525-nucleotide messenger RNA. RefSeq names its product Krueppel-like factor 15. Gene Ontology annotation, biological process: regulation of transcription by RNA polymerase II. The record is from RefSeq and is a predicted model, not a curated record. Gene Ontology annotation, molecular function: RNA polymerase II cis-regulatory region sequence-specific DNA binding; DNA-binding transcription factor activity, RNA polymerase II-specific. NCBI's taxonomy places the organism in Eukaryota, Metazoa, Chordata, Actinopteri, Osteoglossiformes, Mormyridae.
ACUCUUAUAACACACCAACAGUCAUGUGAUGGCAAUAUAGUACUACUACAGUAGGCAGCAAAAUCCGAGAAGCGUCGCCUGGCAUUGCAAUGAGAAGCUUCUUUCAAGGGCAAAUUAAAAGCACCUACCUACAGUUUAUAUUUUUUAAUCGGGGAGGGGGAAAGAUAUACAUUGGAAUAUAGGAAUCUGUGCUUUUAAAAUCUGAAAUAAGAAAGGGGAGGAAGGGGAAGUUAUUCACAGAGUUCACCAUACACCUGAAUUUAAAAAGAAAGACUAAAAUUUUUGUCUUCUGGACCAGGAAUGGUGGAUCACUUGGUAGCGUGUGAGGAUACCUUUUUGUCUUGCACGGGCUCCCCGUCAGCACACCAUCCGGCGGACAUGGUGACUGACGCCGGAAGCUACCAGGUGCUUCCCUCGCCAUUCUCUGAGGAUGACUUGAGCGACUCCUCCAGCCCGCGCUCCUCCUCCAGCCCGCGCUCCUGCUCCAGCCCCGAGUCUCAGGUGCUCAGCUCUAGCUACGGCAGCAGCUCCAGUGCUGAGAGCCAGGACAGCAUCCUUGACUUCCUGCUCUCCCAGGCCACCUUGGAUGGUGCAUCAGCAGCCCCCAUCUGUGAUGUCCUUUGGGGGUCCCGGAAAGACUCAUCAUCGCAGCCUGUGAAAGAGGAGAGCUUUGAGUUCCCCAUCUUUGCGGCUGAGAUGGAGGCCCAGGCUGGGCUUUUCCAGCCCACCCUUGAGGAGAUUGAGGAGUUCCUUGAGGAAAAUAUGGAGGUAGUAGCCUUGAAGCAGGAGGUGGGUGAAGGGACGACCUUGGAGGUGUGCGGACAGAGGUCAGCAGUGUCUGAUGGUGACACUCAACUCACAGACCAAACAGUGCAUAGCACUGGUGUUGUUGUCAUUGCAGGAACCAAGAGCAAAAGUACACAGUCAGUGCCUAGCAUAAGCUCAAGCUCCUCAAAUGGGAUUACAAAGCAGGUGGCUUCAAGCAAACCUCUAGACACUAGUGGACUUCCCGUCAUUCUGCAGAUUCAGCCUGUCCAGAUCAAACAAGAACAGAGUGCUCUUCCAGCCACGCCAGACAUUAAAAUCGCCCAGCUGCUGGUCAACAUUCAUGGCCAAACCUUUGCCUUGGUUCCACAGGUGGUCCCGUCCACUAGCCCCAGCAUGUCCUCAAAGUUUGUCCGCAUCGCUCCAGUCCCAAUUGCUGCCAAGCCUGUUGGCCUUGGGGAGGGUGCUGCUGGGAGCCAGGCACUGGGCCUGUUUGCAGGCAGUCAGAAAUUCCAGAAGAAUCCUGUUGCUGACCUCAUCAAAAUGCACAAAUGCACUUUCCCGGGAUGUACCAAGAUGUACACCAAGAGCAGUCACUUGAAGGCCCACCUGAGGAGGCACACAGGAGAGAAGCCCUUCGCCUGCACCUGGCCUGGCUGCGGAUGGAGGUUCUCACGUUCGGAUGAGUUAUCCCGACACCGUCGCUCCCACUCUGGUGUGAAGCCCUAUCAGUGCCCCGCUUGUGACAAGAAGUUUGCCCGCAGUGACCACCUGUCCAAACACAUCAAAGUCCACCGAUUUCCACGAGGCAGUCGGACAGUGCGAGCCACCAACCGACCCCCAGGACCCCCCAUGGACUGAGCGAGAUAUGAUCGUGUGUAUGUUGGAGUGUGGAUGUAUGUUGAGAUAGCUCAGUUAUGGUACUGUCAUAAUUUAUUGUUUGAGGCAAAAAAAAAAGAAAAAAUCUGAGAAAGCAACAACACAAACUGUUACUUGAUAUUACAUCUGUAUGGAUGUUCAUAAUGUCUUGGAUUUUUGUAUUAAGUCUUUUGCUUCCUAUACAAAAUUUAAAUUAAAAAAGAUCAACAGUAUAUUAUUCAAAAUUUUGUUUUUUUUGUACUUUGAGGUCUGAUUUAUUGAUAUAUCUGCCUUACGAGUUGCAUGAACAGUAACAAAAGCAUCAACAUUCCUUGUAUUAUGUAAUGAUGCCGAUCAAUAGCUGUGGAUUUUCAGUUGUUACCUAAACCCUUAAAAGAACACCAAGACACAUGUGAAAAUUUGAACUACUGAUUAACACCAGGAUCGUGUCAGGAUAAGCUACAAGUAAACUCAGAGAUGUUAAUUUUUAUUAUGAAGCAUCAUUACGAGAAAAGAAAACUGUGAUCCACUCAGCAUUUGUUAAGAAGUAGUCCAACUGACCAACAAUGAACCAAGAUGAAAAGCAAGAUGCACAUUUAUGAUUGUGAGAUUUUGUGUGUGGACUAGCUGCCCUUUUAAUCAGUAUUGAAAUAUUUUUUUUUAUUUUGUCUUUUAAUAAGCCACUGGUUUUAUUAUUUUUUGUGCUUACGAUUAAAGUUAGUGCUUAUUAAGGCCAAUAUACUUUUAAUAUCAAAAUGUCAUAUACAUACUUGGCCUUACCAGAUUAAACAUGCUUAAUGGGGCCAAAUACUUAGUUGAGGUAUUUCUGGUAGCCAGGAUCUUCGAGGGCAAAAAAAAAAAUACCGUCAGUACGAUGGCGCACAAAAAAGUAGUAUUAUUAU